CCGCGUGCACAUGUCAUUUGUUUUUGUAAUCAAAGCAUACAGAGUGUAACAAAAAUAAUAAUAUAGAAAUGGGAGGCCAGGGCAAAAUGAUAAAUCGCAAACGGAAAUUCGUGGGCCGCAAGGCUGACGAUCCCGAAUUCGAUUUGGACAAGAAGCACUUCAAGGUGCUGCACGUGAAUGCGAGCGAAAAACGCCUGAUAAUUGUGCUAGAAGGCGCGCAACUGGAGACGGUGAAGGUGCACAACACAUUCGAGCUGCUCAACUGCGAUGACCAUGCGGGCAUCAUGCGCAAAAAUCAAAGAGACCCGGGCACCUGCCGCCCCGACAUCACCCACCAAUGCCUGCUGAUGCUGUUCGACUCGCCGCUGAAUCGCGCCGGCUUGCUGCAGGUGUUCGUCCGCACCGAGCACAAUGUACUUAUUGAGAUCAAUCCACAGACACGCAUACCGCGCACGUUUAAACGCUUUGCUGGCCUUAUGGUGCAGUUGCUGCAUAAAUUUCAAAUACGGGCCAACGAUACGUCGCGCCGUUUGAUGAGCGUCAUCAAGAAUCCGAUCACAGACCAUUUGCCCGUUGGCUGCAAGAAGUAUGCGAUGUCCUUCUCUGGCAAACUGGUUUCCAAUUGCCGUGAAUUGGUGCCACAUGGCGCGGAGGGCAGCACAGCGUACGACGAGCCUGUUGUCAUGGUCAUUGGCGCCUUUGCACACGGCGUGCUCAACACCGACUACACCGAGGAGCUCUUCUCCAUUAGCAACUAUCCUUUAUCGGCGGCCAUUGCCUGCUCCAAGCUCUGCACCGCCUUCGAAGAGGUAUGGGGCGUGGUUUAGUCUCUAGUCCAGCCGACCUAUUAAUCUAAGCGUAUUUAGUAUAUUUGAAUAGAUAAUACAAAC
This is a messenger RNA of Drosophila hydei, 890 nucleotides long. RefSeq names its product ribosomal RNA small subunit methyltransferase NEP1. Gene Ontology annotation, molecular function: rRNA (pseudouridine) methyltransferase activity; rRNA binding. The transcript is spliced from 2 exons. The coding region runs from base 69 to 827 and encodes 252 amino acids. The record is from RefSeq and is a predicted model, not a curated record. Gene Ontology annotation, cellular component: small-subunit processome; nucleolus. Gene Ontology annotation, biological process: rRNA base methylation. NCBI's taxonomy places the organism in Eukaryota, Metazoa, Arthropoda, Insecta, Diptera, Drosophilidae.